Molecule: messenger RNA, 6617 nt
Organism: Lates calcarifer (barramundi perch)
Lineage: Eukaryota; Metazoa; Chordata; Actinopteri; Centropomidae
Gene: map3k13
Product: mitogen-activated protein kinase kinase kinase 13
Biological process (GO): protein autophosphorylation; JNK cascade
Molecular function (GO): JUN kinase kinase kinase activity; ATP binding
Source: RefSeq, a predicted model, not a curated record
GCUCACAAGACUAUACCAUUAUACUGGACGGUAAAUAGAUGUACCGAGAGAGAGAGAGCGAGAGCGAGAGAGUGGGGAGAGAAAGCAGCCGGAGAUCUCUGAGGGUUUUCAGCCGAGCGAAACGGUGAAAAACAAGACGAAGUCAAACCUGAGCCCACAUCGCACUCAGCAGACCUCUGAGAUGCUCAGAAGCCACCUGACAGGUGAUUUCCAGCGUUCAGACAGACUACUGUGUUAGGACACACCUCUCUCUUCGUCACUGGACGGCCCAUGCACAUGCACGACACCAUGGGUAGCUCCCCCGAGGUGCUGUCAUGGACUUCCUGCCCCAGUCUGCUUGUGGGCAAGCUGAAGGAGGAGCUCAAACUCACCGUGGUUGGGGAUGCCAUGAAAAAAUCAAACACGCCCAACUCCCAGCCCCAGCCUCCUCAGGCCCCUCCCUCUAAUUUACCUCCUCAGAUUAUCACAGACCUGGCCCCGCCGACACACCUGCCAGUUCCCUUGCAGACGCUGCAGAUGCCCGGCCAGGACGAGGACUCUGUGCUGGGGGGUGUAAGCCCCCCAAAACUGGCCUUGAGUGUGGACUCGACGCGGAGUGAGGGUGGGCACUUUGACAACAGCGUGCUGCAGCUGCAGGAGCAUGACCAUGAAGAAGCUGGGUCACCGGCAUCCUGUGAGCACGGCGGGUGUGGCAGUGGGAUGGAGGAGCAGAUGGGCGAGGGGGAGUGUCCCAUGGACCAUAGUGGAGAGGGGCGACAGAGCCACCCACAUCACCCUGACGACAUCAAGCUGCACUUCCACAGAGCAGGGCCUGGUUCGGGGGGCUUUUUAGAGGGGUUGUUUGGCUGUCUUCGGCCAGUCUGGAACAUCAUAGGGAAGACAUACUCAACAGAAUACAAGCUACAACAACAAGACAUGUGGGAGGUUCCAUUUGAAGAGAUUUCAGAGCUACAGUGGCUGGGCAGUGGUGCACAGGGAGCUGUCUUCUUGGGCAAAUUCCGUUCUGAGGAGGUGGCCAUCAAGAAGGUGCGCGAGCAGAAGGAGACCGACAUUAAACACCUGCGAAAACUCAAGCAUCCCAACAUCAUCAGCUUUAAGGGCGUGUGUACUCAGGCACCGUGCUACUGCAUCAUCAUGGAGUACUGUGCCCAAGGACAGCUAUACGAGGUGCUGAGGGCAGGGAGGAAGGUGACCCCCAGGCUGCUAGUGGACUGGGCCUCAGGCAUCGCCAGCGGCAUGAACUACCUACACCUGCACAAGAUCAUCCACAGAGAUCUUAAGUCUCCCAAUGUUUUGGUCACCCACAACGACACUGUGAAAAUCUCUGACUUUGGAACAUCCAAAGAGCUCAGUGACAAAAGUACGAAGAUGUCAUUUGCGGGUACAGUGGCCUGGAUGGCCCCAGAAGUGAUAAGAAAUGAGCCUGUGUCUGAGAAAGUAGACAUCUGGUCAUUUGGAGUUGUGUUGUGGGAACUGCUGACUGGAGAGAUUCCCUACAAAGAUGUAGACUCCUCAGCCAUCAUUUGGGGUGUUGGCAGCAACAGUCUUCACCUUCCUGUUCCCUCCACCUGCCCAGAUGGCUUCAAAAUCCUCAUGAAGCAAACAUGGCAAGGUAAGCCCAGGAACAGGCCUUCGUUUCGUCAGAUUCUUCUACACCUCGACAUCGCCUCUGCCGACGUCCUCGGGGCUCCUCAGGAGACCUACUUCAAGUCUCAGGCAGAAUGGAGGGAGGAAGUGAAGAAACACUUUGAGAAGAUCAAAAGUGAAGGCACCUGCAUCCACAGGCUGGACGAGGAGCUGAUCCGACGCAGGAGGGAUGAACUCAGGCAUGCUCUGGACAUCCGGGAGCACUAUGAGAGGAAACUGGAGAGGGCCAACAAUCUCUACAUGGAGCUCAGUGCCAUCAUGCUACAGCUGGAGGUCCGGGAGAAGGAACUAAUGAAGAGAGAGCAGGCAGUGGAGAAGAAAUAUCCUGGGACUUACAAGCGGCACCUGGUCCGACCCAUCGUCAGGUCCAAUGCCGUAGAGAAGCUCAUCAAGAAGAAAGGAAGCAUUUCCCACAGACCUGGGAUGCCACCCCCCAAAAGGCCAGACUUGCUUCGUUCUGAUGGCAUCCCCAGUGUCGACCCCCUCCCCUCCCCCUCACCACUAUCUGCCAGCCCAAAGGUCUCCACGCCUCCUGGUAAAGCCCGCUACCGAAGCAAGCCUCGUCACCGCCGCGCCAACAGCAAAGGAAGCCACAGCGAGUUCCCUGGUGUGCUGAAGCCGGUUGCUGGGGCUCCAGAAGACACCCAAUCUCUCCAGGAGCAGCCACUCCACCAUCACCACCACCACCACCACCACCUACCACCAAAUGAGGGGCCCGUCCUCCCCUUGAAGGGCCGUGAGGAAGCUGUUGUCAACUGUGCCAACAACCUGCGCUACUUUGGCCCGGCCGCUGCCUUGCGCAGUCCUCAGACGGACCACCUGCAGCGCCACGUUUCCGGCUCCAGCCCUGACCUUAUUUCCACUACUGUGGAUGCAAACACGCGACAGCGGACUUCAUCCACCAGCUCCAAUCCUGUCCCAGGUGCAGCCGCUGGUUCUUUGUGCCCAUGCUGUCAGGCACACCCCUUGCCUGGCUGCCUACACUGUCAGGAGACCCUGCCUGCAUCCAGCCACCCAGAGCUAUCUCACUACUCACUGCUCAGCACCCAAGAAGGGACCCAGCCUUCUUUAGGAGCGCCCAGCAAAGAUCCAGCCUCGGAUGGAGAGGCCACAAAGAAGGCUGAGCCACAGGAACAGGAAGCAUCUCAACACACACACACUCUGCCCACUGCACUGCCCCACACUCUCAGACCACUCAGGAAGGGUGGAGAUGAGUCAUCUGAGGAGGAGGAGGGAGAAGUGGAUAGUGAAGUGGAGUUUCCAAGGAGACAAAGACCUCAUCGCUGUAUGAGCAGCUUCCAGUCCUACUCCACCUUCAGCUCAGAGAACCUGUCGGUGUCCGACGGAGAGGAGGGAAACACCAGCGACCACUCUCACAGCGGACCCCUGGAGAGGCUGAGCGCCAGUCAGGAGGAGCACCUGGAUGAGCUGCUGUCGCACACACCAGACAUCCCCAUCGACAUCUCCACCCAGUCAGACGGCCUCUCUGACAAGGAGUGUGCUGUCCGCAGGGUCAAGACCCAGAUCUCCUUGGGAAAACUGUGCUCUGAUGAACACAGCUACGAGAACCCGCUACAGUUUGGAGACUCAGACUGUGAUUCGUCAGAAGCAGAGUGCUCCGAUGCCACCAUUAGAAACAACAAAGUCGGGGCUCCUUCCUCGUGGUGAAACCCGCCCCAGGGCGCAGUUCUGUUUUUGCCUGGAGGCCACUGUGUCCCACUCUGCCCUGCAGAAAAUACAGCAAUAAGAGGAUGAUGUUCAUAUAGCAAAGCCCAUUGCAAUCUCUCCCAGAGCCUCCCUUAACCCUCCCCUCCCCCUCAUCUUUAGCACAGCAUCCAGGCAACCCAUGGCAGGGAUUCCCUUUUGAAUGAUAAUGUACAGUAGAUAGUGUAACAUUCAUAAUUUAUUUUUGUCUGAGUUUUGAAGGAAAAUUCAGGACCUCUGUUUGUUCUUUGAUCGGAACAGAGAAAAAAAAAAUGACAUUUUGAAACUGAGCAUGGGCUAACUGUGUGUCAGGGAGAGACUGAGACUGGAUGAAAAUGUAGAUGAUGAUGAUGAUGAUGAAAAGAUUAAGUGUUUAAGUGCUGAUUUAUGUGAGGCUGACAACUGUGUGAAAUUACAAAAUUCAUGCGAUUGCUGGUCUCUCAGGUGACUGACGGAGACAAGAAGUGUCACGACAAGCCUUUUGAUCUGGCUGCAGUCACUCUCAGCAUCUCACUGUUUUAGACCCAAAACCCCAACCAACACUCUCUCUUACUUAAGUUUGAUCAACCUGCUUUAUCAUGAGUUCACAGUGCAGAACCCCAGUACACCCCUGCCUCCUUCCACCUCCAUCCCCAUCCCCAACAGGGAACAUGGAGCUCACGGAAACAGUGUGAACACCAGCAUGAAACAACCUGCCUCGCAAACCGGACUUUCUCCCUCCCCUAAAACCACCGUAUGUGUCAUCAUCAGUCAUUCAGGACCCCCACCCCCCACCCUGUCUAAGCAUGUCUGUGCAGCUCACAAAACGCAAAAAGCUGCCAGAAGACUGCAUGAAGUGGACAAGCUAGCAGAGCAACAGAGAUGAAGACUCACCUGACAGCUGACGAAAACUUAAAAAAAAAAGAGACUCUUCUUCUCCGACCCUGCUCAUCCUUCUCUCUAAGACACGCCAACGUCAUCAUCAAUCAGAUGUCAUGACCAGAGUUAUUUAGGGAGUUAUCAAUGUGUGUGUGUGUGUGCGGUGUGUGUAUGGGGGAACGCAAAGCCCUUUCCUCUCCAUUGGACAUUACAGUUUCAAGUCUCAUCUCAGGAUUGUGCGAGGACUGUGAGAAACUGGACUGGACCAAUUAUUGUAUGUAGGAAUGUUCUUUGAGCGGCACAUAUUAUGGACCAUGUAGAAAUAUUUAGAAAAAAAAGGUCUUUCGGAUAGCCUUGAUGUUCAACCCUUUAUUGCUGGACAUUAAUGUUAUGUAGACAUGUAGAGUAUUUUAGUUGCAAUCCAGGUGCAGUAUCCCAUUUCUUGAAAUCACUGGGCAAAAUCUCCCAUGUACCAUUUUCUAGCAGGGUAAUUUAUACUGUCUAAUGCGUGUUGUCCAAAAAUGCAAAUUAUUUUCUGUGCUGUAGUGAAUAAAAACAGCAAUAACACAGGUUGGCACUCAGGUGAGAAAGAAGUUGCUUGCUCAGGAUCCGAGGCGUCUAGCUGGCUAGACACAACACAGUGACUGGUGGCUAGGGGAGAGCAGCAAGUGUCAAACAGCGUAGUAUAGAUGCUAUAUUUUUAAAUAGUUUUUUGUGAACUCGUCUUUCCGGGGCUCGGUGCUCAGGUCUUAUGUUGGUGAUUGAGAGCAGGGGCGAUGCAGCCACUAGAUGGAGACACUUACGGUGUCUUAGUUUGCCUUGUGUUAUGUAAAUGUCCAGGCUCCAUUCCUUUUUUCUACUGAAGGUAAUUUAUCCCAUGUUGACCAUCCUAAUCUCAGAAUGCCAGCAAUAUGACUUUUUAUGUCUGGUCGUCCUUGAAAAGGGAUACUGCAUCUGUGGGAGCUUUAUUUUUUAUCCCUGUUUGAGUGUUUGUCAUUCACCCUCAUGAGUUUGUGGUUGAAAAAUAGCCAGCCAGGGUUGAAUUUAAUGAUCAUGAUGUCAAGAUGUCAGCUCAAGUGUAUGCAGACGGCUGAGAUUCUACACUAAGGAAUAUAAGCCAGAGACAAGGCCACAGAGCAGUUAAGCUGCUCUUGGUUUUCAACAACCUCAUCUCAGUGUUAGUUACUCCUGUACAUAAACAUCUGUAAAUGUAAUGUGAUCUGUUUUUGUCCUCUCUUUCUGUCCCUCUUCUCUUAACGUAUUGCGCACAGCUCUGACAGAGCCUCGAGCUUCUGUCGCCGACGACCAGCCGACUGGUUGAAAAUGAGCAGGAAAUUCUUUAAUCUGUAUCACAUCAGUAUUGAACACUGCAGGAGGGUGAGUCACACAAACUGAGUAGCACAAGGUAAAUCUCAAACUGUACUGAUGGAUAAAUUACCCUUUUUUUUCUUUCUCUUUUUUUUCUUUGCUUAAAUGCUUUGGAAAGGCUUACACCUGGUACUGAAAACAGCUGCUGCCUUUCCUCAAACCUCCUUUGACCUUCAUUCUGUUUACGUUUGUGUGUAAUAACCUGGUGUAUUGUAAUGACUGGGUAGUCCGAUCAAGCUGUUAAUAACAUUGUCUUUCUGGCAUAUAUCCUGUGAAGUAUGAUUGUUGUAAAGGUUUAAUUUAAUUUUGAUUCUUUUUUUUUUCUUUGUAGCUGGCCUACAUGAUUAUUGAAUUAAUUUAUUAUGAAUGACUGGUAAGGUGCAGUGUUCUUUUUAAUUUCAGGCAGCUUUAGAAAUGUUGUGACCUAUGAUUUUUCCUGAAAAGUAUUAUUUAAAGGAAGCACAAUGAAUUGGUAUGGGAAGAGGACAGUAUUUGUAUGUGAAAAUGAAGGCAUUGUCAUAUCAUUUUCCCAACAUGGGACCAUUCAUCAUUUAGAUCAUCACUGCAGAUGAAGAAUUGAUUUUACAGACUUUACAUCAGUAAUUAGUAACAUCAAGUGUUCCUAAAUUUUUUUUUUUUAAUCUAGACAUAGGUUAUAAGGAAUCACUUCUGUUUCCAACCAAAAGCCAGUCAUGUGACUGUCACAGCAGGGUAAAUGAAACUUAAAGCCUGGAGGCACGUGUGAUGCUGAUUUCUGUACUUCUGCAGUGAUCCCUUCCUCUCAUUUUUAAUCAAAAUACCAGUUACUUAAUUUCUGUGAAACUGUCUCUAACUGUGGACAUCAUGUCGCCUCAUCCCGUGUAUCAAACAUCCGUUUCUUUGUUACUCUCAUUUCCAACUCCCUUUCCUGUUGAAUGGCAUUACGAUCAACCAAUCCUGUCAGUUUCCUGUAUUAUCCAGUGUACAGUGCAAUGGGUAUCUGGGAGAAUAAAAUCAGAGCAAACAACUGCAUGGAAUAAAUGCUGAUGUACUGUACCCAA